Molecule: messenger RNA, 2018 nt
Organism: Sinocyclocheilus rhinocerous
Lineage: Eukaryota; Metazoa; Chordata; Actinopteri; Cypriniformes; Cyprinidae
Product: leucine-rich repeat and WD repeat-containing protein 1-like
Exons: 13
Coding region: 26-1792 (588 amino acids)
Biological process (GO): establishment of protein localization to chromatin; chromatin organization
Cellular component (GO): nuclear origin of replication recognition complex
Molecular function (GO): protein binding; chromatin binding
Source: RefSeq, a predicted model, not a curated record
ACAGUGCCACACUCAAUAUGGCGGAAUGGUGACGCCAAAACCAAACUUUACGUCAAAGACGGUCAAAGUUCAUUUGUAUUUUCCCGGGAAAACGAUCUGCCGUUCUAAUCCACGUGACUGCGAGUACUAUAUAUUUAAAGAUCUCUUGCUCCGCAUGUACAUUAGAGCCAUGGAGAAGAUAACAGAGCAGAUACUACUGGAGAAGAGCUCUCCAAAGACAAACAGAUUGGAACAGAUCAAGAUCCUCAAUCUCUCACGUAUGGGUCUGAAGGGCGAGGAUCUGCCUGUGCCUCUGCUAUCGAAACUGUGUAGUCUGGAGCAGUUGGAUUUGUCUGGGAACAUGCUGCAGGAGAUUCCCAAAGGCCUCUGUCUGCCCUCCCUGAAGAUCCUUAACUGCUCAAACAAUGAUAUGGAGGAUGUAGUGUCACUGGAAGCCCUGAGAAACGUAGAGGAACUUCGACUAGAGGACAACCUCUACCUCACAGUCAAUGAUGAACACAAAGUGAUCUUCCUGUUACCUAAACUGAGGAUAUUCAAUGGGAAGGAUAUCAGCUCUACGGCCCAUCAUAUUCGCCAUGGCAGCACCGAGAUCCUCAGGAAGAGGGUGAUUGGUGUGUGGGAACGAAGCUUCAGUCUCCCUGAUCCCAUUACAGCACAAAGUCUGGCUGCUGUAGAGAAGCGAUUUGUUCAUGCUGCCUGCACCCAAAUCAAAUAUGGUCCAAAUUCCUUGAGUGAAUACACAAAGUGGAGGGUUGAAAUGAUUGCAAAGGAAUAUUUGAAGUCACUGACAUGCAGUGAUGAAGAAGGAGGCAAAAUCACAGACACAACUCCAACAAAAGAAAAUGAGGAGUUCUUCUCAUUAGCAUGGUCCACGGUGCUGAUGUCCAGGACAGGUGGCUCUGCCCGUCCCUGCAAUAUCCUGGCAGCUGGGGGUAAGAGGGGUCUGGUGAAGCUUAUCCACCCCAGAGUCAACCUGGCAUUUGGAGAGUUUCGUGCCAGUCGACGUGCCAUUUCCAUUAUGCGCUUCAGUCCACGCAACGCUAGCUUUCUCUUCACUGGGACAUAUGAAAAUAAGAUCUUUUUGUGGGAUAUUGGUGGACUGGAUCGUGAUUACAACUUCAAAAUCAGUAAGCUGCUAGUCCUGGAGACUUGCUCCACUCCUCUGCAUCUCUCUCUGCUCCCCACGUCUCCAGACGCGCACCUCCUCUCGGGCUGUGAUGACGGGCUGUAUAUCUUUGACAUCCAGCUCAGCAAAAACACACAGAAAAGAAAUGAGGAGAUGGAGAUUGUGUUUCCAGUUUACAAGAAAAAGGACAAGAAAAACACCUACCGGACUAUUGAUGGACUGAGCUUCCUCUCAGAUGAUAUAGUGGCAUCCAAGAGCCACAUGCAGGGCUCGAUCUACCUGUGGAGCUGGAGGGCCACACGGGCUUCUUGGAAUGGCAGAAAGAAAGAGGUGCCAGCUGUUGUGCUGGCUGAGCUGCAGUGGUCCAGCACGGACGUCCCAUACCUGUCUCUAGGCACCUGUCCAGGAUAUGGUUAUGUGGUAUGUGGGGAUGAGCAAGGCAGGCUAUGGAUGUACCAUAUCACAGACACCAUGAUGGAAAAAUUCAAGAGUGGAAAAACAAUCUCAGCUACUGAGGUGCUGGAGUGGCCAUCACCGGUUAGAGCUGGAAUGGGUGCAUUAGAGGGGCCAUCUAUUAACGGCAUUGCCAUGGAUCCUGAUCUACAUUACUUGGUUGCCCUUACUGACAAGAACAUGGCUGUGGUUUGGAAGAGAGAGAGUCGAUGAGCACAAAGAAAUGUUCAGUUGCUGGUAGUAUUUCUCCUUAUUGCUUUCGCAUUUCUAGACUGAAUUUGAAUUGAGAUCAUGGUUCUGUGAGGAGAGAAGUUAAAAAGGAAAUCAAUCAGCGUACUUCACCUAUUUUAAAGACUUAUUGUCUCAAAGAGAAACUAAUGUAAAAACCAAAAACUAAUGUAGCCAUCAUGUAAAUUUGUUCCUAUUACACUUUGACUAG